AAGCACGCACUUAUUUCGCACCUGCGCCGAGAUCUCGGAAGAAGAAGAAGGGAGGAGAGAGGAGGCGAAAAGCUCCACCGGAAUCGAAGCCGUUGUCUCGAACUCCGGAGCCGGAGCCCCAGCACGCGGAGCUGGCGCGGGAGGCGGCGGACACGAGCGCGCGGAAGCGCAAGGCGGCGGACGGCGGCGGGGAGGCCGGGGCGGACGCCGCGGCGCCAGUCCCGGAGGAGGCGGUCAUGGGCGAGGCGGCGGCGGCCCCCGAGCAGCUCGGCGGGGGAGGAGGAGGAGGAGGGGGGGAGGAGGGGUUGAAUCCCAACCCUAGCGGCGGGGGCAUGGGGGGAGGAGGAGGAGGGUGCUCGGACCCCGUGUCGGUCGAGCUCUCGAUGGGCGGGGACUACUACCACUCGUGCUGCGGCGACGCCGACCUCGACCUCCGCGCGCCCGAGGGGCCCAAGCUGCCGUACGUCGGGGACAAGGAACCUCUCUCCUCUUUAGCAGCCGAGUUUCAGUCUGGCAGCCCCAUUUUACAGGAGAAAAUAAAGUUGCUUGGUGAGCAGUAUGAUGCUUUAAGGAGGACACGGGGAGAUGGAAACUGCUUUUAUCGAAGCUUCAUGUUUUCCUACUUGGAACAUAUACUAGAGACACAAGAUAAAGCGGAGGUUGAUCGCAUUCUAAUAAAAAUUGAGCAAUGCAAGAAAACACUUGCUGAUCUUGGAUAUAUUGAGUUUACCUUUGAGGAUUUCUUCUCUAUAUUCAUUGAUCAGCUGGAAAGUGUUCUGCAGGGACAUGAAACCUCCAUAGGGGCUGAAGAGCUUCUAGAAAGAACCAGGGAUCAGAUGGUUUCUGAUUAUGUUGUCAUGUUUUUUAGGUUUGUCACCUCUGGUGAAAUUCAAAAGAGGGCCGAGUUCUUUGAACCAUUCAUCUCUGGCUUGACAAAUUCGACUGUGGUUCAGUUCUGCAAGGCUUCUGUGGAGCCGAUGGGCGAGGAAAGCGACCAUGUGCACAUAAUUGCCCUAUCAGAUGCAUUGGGUGUGCCAAUCCGUGUGAUGUACCUAGACAGAAGCUCAUGUGAUGCUGGGAAUAUAAGUGUGAACCACCAUGAUUUCAUCCCUGAGGCCAAUUCAUCGGAGGGCGCUGCUGCUGCUGAGAAACCUUACAUUACUUUGCUCUACCGGCCUGGUCACUAUGACAUCCUCUACCCAAAGUGAUUCUUGUUGGUUUUCUCAUGUCCAGUUCGAGAAAUCACUGUCUAGAACUCUGUAGUUAAUGGUGCUCGUGCAUGCCACCAAAAGGCCGGCCUUACAAAGAAGGGACUUGCGCUCUUGGGUGGUGAUGAUCAGGCAUUCUUUGCUUUCCACCACUACCCAGUAUCUCAAAUUCAGUAGUUUUUUCCCAGCGUCAAGCCUACUCUGGUACAAACGAUUUUAACAUUGUGGUGUUGACUCUUGAGAAGAUUCUGUUGAUACUAUCACUAAUCCUUCACUCCCCUGCAUCAUAAAUUGAUCAUGCAUGCUUUGUCAUAUGGCAACUACUAAUUAUAUUUCCAUUCUACUA
Molecule: messenger RNA, 1554 nt
Organism: Oryza brachyantha (malo sina)
Lineage: Eukaryota; Viridiplantae; Streptophyta; Magnoliopsida; Poales; Poaceae
Product: OVARIAN TUMOR DOMAIN-containing deubiquitinating enzyme 1-like
Exons: 8
Coding region: 237-1208 (323 amino acids)
Biological process (GO): protein K48-linked deubiquitination
Cellular component (GO): nucleus
Molecular function (GO): cysteine-type deubiquitinase activity; ubiquitin binding
Source: RefSeq, a predicted model, not a curated record